CGCACAGAUGCGGGUUAGACUGGCGGGGGGAGGAGGCGGAGGAGGGAAGGAAGCUGUAUGCAUGAGACCCACAGACUCUUGCAAGCCGGAUGCCCUCUGUGGAUGAAAGAUGUAUCAUGGAAUGAACCCGAGCAAUGGAGAUGGAUUUCUAGAGCAGCAGCAGCCUCAGUCCCCCCAGAGACUCUUGGCCGUGAUCCUGUGGUUUCAGCUGGCGCUGUGCUUCGGCCCUGCACAGCUCACGGGCGGGUUCGAUGACCUUCAGGUGUGUGCUGACCCAGGCGUCCCUGAGAAUGGCUUCAGGACGCCCAGCGGAGGGCUCUUCUUUGAAAGCUCCGUCACCCGAUUUCACUGCCAAGAUGGAUUCAAGCUGAAGGGCUCUACAAAGAGACUGUGUACGAAACAUCUGAACGGAACCCUAGGCUGGAUCCCAAGUGAUGAACCCGUCUGUGUGCAGGAAGAUUGCCGCAUUCCGCAAAUUGAAGAUGCUGAGAUUCAUAACAAGACAUACAGACAUGGAGAUAAAUUAAUCAUCACUUGUCAUGAAGGAUUCAAGAUCCGGUACCCUGACCUGUACAACAUGGCUUCAUUAUGUCGCGAUGACGGAACGUGGGACCGUCUGCCCAUUUGUCAAGGCUGCCUGAGACCGCUCACCUCUUCUAAUGGCUAUGUGAACAUCUCCGAGUUCCAGACCUCCUUCCCAGUGGGAACUGUGAUCUCCUACCACUGCUUUCCUGGAUUCAAACUCGAGGGGUCGGAGUAUCUUGAGUGCUUACACAACCUCAUCUGGUCGUCCAGCCCACCCCGGUGCCUUGCUCUGGAAGUCUGCCCGCUACCUCCCAUGGUGAGUCACGGCGAUUUCAUCUGCCACCCGCGGCCAUGUGAGCGCUACAACCACGGAACCGUGGUGGAGUUUUACUGUGAUCCCGGCUACAGCCUCACCAGUGAUUACAAGUACAUAACCUGCCAGUAUGGGGAGUGGUUUCCUUCCUAUCAAGUCUACUGCAUCAAGUCAGAGCAAACAUGGCCCAGCACCCAUGAGACCCUCCUGACCACGUGGAAGAUCGUGGCGUUCACGGCGACCAGCGUGCUGCUACUGCUGUUGCUUGUCAUCCUGGCCAGGAUGUUCCAGACCAAGUUCAAGGCCCACUUUCCCCCCAGGGGGCCUCCCAGGAGUUCCAGCAGCGACCCCGACUUCGUGGUGGUAGACGGCGUGCCCGUCAUGCUCCCGUCCUAUGACGAGGCUGUGAGUGGCGGCUUGAGUGCCUUAGGCCCAGGGUACCUGUCCUCCGUGGGCCAUGGCUGCCCCUUACCCGUGGACGACCAGAGCCCCCCAGCAUACCCCGGCUCAGGGGACACGGACAUGGGCCCGGGGGAGUCAGGAACCCGUGGCAGCGUCUCAGGCUCUUCGGAGCUGCUCCAGAGUUUGUAUUCACCUCCCACGGGCCAAGGGGGCCCCCGCCCCGCUUCCGACAACCCUGACACAGCUCCCAGCACGGCGGGGGAGGUGGCAUCCACCAGCCCAGGCAUUGACAUUGCAGAUGAGAUCCCUCUAAUGGAGGAAGAUCCAUAACUGGAAAAAGUCCCGAUGAUUCU
Molecule: messenger RNA, 1593 nt
Organism: Lipotes vexillifer (Yangtze River dolphin)
Lineage: Eukaryota; Metazoa; Chordata; Mammalia; Artiodactyla; Lipotidae
Gene: SUSD4
Product: sushi domain containing 4
Exons: 10
Coding region: 110-1570 (486 amino acids)
Biological process (GO): negative regulation of complement activation, classical pathway; negative regulation of complement activation, alternative pathway
Source: RefSeq, a predicted model, not a curated record